AUGCUAUCCCGCCAGGACGCCGAACUUCGCCUCCUCGAGACGAUGAGGAGGUGUAUAACGAACAAAGUCAAAUGCGACAAGGAUUACUCUUUGGCGCUAUCAGCCAUCUCCGUCCAGGGGCAGAAGGUGGACAGGUCGGAGGACAUGAUCGGGAGUCUUGUUUCUUCGGCCUGGCGGGGUAUGAUGGAGGAACUCGAGAACGCCGCUAGGCUGGUCAAAACGAACGCCGAAAUCGUCGAAAAGGAAACUCUGGAGAAGCUGAACCUUCUUUGCCAGGAGAAGAGGAAGGCGAAGAAGCAGUACCUUGAGGAGUACACUAGGAUAACCCAGCAGUUUACCAAUAAUGGUCCAGGCUACCUGCUCGUCAUCCGGAGGGAAGGACGACAUAAAUCACUAGGGCCUUCCCUUCCUAAGGGUGCCCAAGCUAUGGAUUACCAAUAG
Messenger RNA from Nezara viridula (southern green stink bug), 441 nucleotides. The record is from the annotation of a GenBank genome assembly. NCBI's taxonomy places the organism in Eukaryota, Metazoa, Arthropoda, Insecta, Hemiptera, Pentatomidae.